CCUUAGCUGUAUCUGAAGAGGCAGGCGAGAGGCAGAAAAGGAGCUGACCCACCAGAAGCCUGGACAUGGCAGAGCCAGAGACGACAGACUGCCCGAGAACAGGAACCAUAGCUGCUGGAACUUCUUGGUGGCUGUGGGUUCUGGCAAUCCUGGUGGGACUUUCACCAGGGGUAAUACCCAAGCAUCACUGCCCGCAGGGACAGUACCAGGUGGAGCGAGGAUCAUGGUGCUGCCGACUAUGUAAUCCAGGCACAUUCCUAGUGAGGGACUGUGAUGAUGAUGGGAAGGAUCCUCACUGUAAAUCCUGUCUUCCUGGAUCCUCCUUCACCCCAGACCACCAUGCCCAGCGCCAAUGUGAGAGCUGUCGAAUCUGUAACGAUGGCUUUCCAAUUCAGCAAUGCAACAUCACUACCAAUACAGAGUGUGCCUGCCCCCAGGGACAACGGUGUCGAGAUAAGGAAUGUACCAACUGUGAUCCCCAACCUACAUACCUGCUGAGAACACCCCAGUAUCCCAUCAGAAGUACACAUCAACAUGCUGCAACUAUACACCAACAUCCUACCGACACCCACUCAAGUUACUACUCUGAGACGGCCGGCACACGUGCCCCAACAACAGCUGCCCAAAGCCCACCAGAAACAGCCCCAUCCAACCAGGUCACCAUUUACAUCCUCAUCUUCUGUGGAUUGAUUCUGACCAUCCUCAUACACGGGACUUGGCUUAUACUGAAAAAAAGAAAUCGCCAACUCAAAAAGGAACAAGACAAGAAAAAGCCAGUCAAGUUCUGCCUAACUGGAUUCAGAGAAGACCCAGGCCCCUGCUGUCCAAAGCAGGAGGAGGGGAGCACUGUGCCUAUCCAAGAAGAUUACCGAAAGCCUGACCCUGCCUCUUACCCCUAAACCACAUUUAGCCAAGGCGUUGACAGGACAGCAUUCUCCUCCACCAUGGCCUGGCUCCUGGCAUAACUACUAUGGGUGUAGGAGAUCUGAGGACACUCCCACUCAAUAGUGACACCUCCUAGGGGCCCUCGACACCACCCCCUGCCCAGGUGUCUUCCCCUCCCUUACCUAGGAACUUCAUUUGACUUUAGGGACAGUGGAGAAGGGUAUCUAGGGAACAGAAUAUAUAUUGGGGUGUGGUAGAGCUAAGGAAGAUUGUGGUGAGAAGCAGAGAGCAUUUGGUGCACCCUGGGGGCUCAGGUGGGUUCCUUUCUAGUAAGGUAGAGAGCUAAUAUACACAAAUAAAACUGAUGCACUUCUCUG
Molecule: messenger RNA, 1262 nt
Organism: Trichosurus vulpecula (common brushtail)
Lineage: Eukaryota; Metazoa; Chordata; Mammalia; Diprotodontia; Phalangeridae
Gene: CD27
Product: CD27 molecule
Exons: 6
Coding region: 66-899 (277 amino acids)
Biological process (GO): negative regulation of apoptotic process
Cellular component (GO): external side of plasma membrane
Molecular function (GO): protein binding
Source: RefSeq, a predicted model, not a curated record